Molecule: messenger RNA, 775 nt
Organism: Rhizophagus irregularis DAOM 181602=DAOM 197198
Lineage: Eukaryota; Fungi; Glomeromycota; Glomeromycetes; Glomerales; Glomeraceae
Source: RefSeq, a predicted model, not a curated record
AAAAAAAGUAUAAAAAUAAUAAUAGCUAAAAAAAUUCGUAGGGGCGCACAAAAAACUUUUAAGUUUUUUUUUAAGAAAAAAAAUUAUUAUUUUUUUUUUUUUUUUUUUUCCACGAAUUCAUUUAUUUAUUUAUACAAGAUGUCAGCAUAUUAUUUUCAAACUUUGCCUCGUUACAGACGUAAAAUAGAUAUUGAAACGGCCAGCACUAAUAGUACUAUAGAUCCCAAUUCACCCGGGUUUACUACUAAAUUAACGAAACCACCAGCAUUAGGUUUAUUAAAUAAUAAAUAUAGGUUACACGUCAUACCUAAUAAUAAUUCAAGUUUAUCAAAUCAAUUUACACACAGAAUAUCUUAUAACACAAGGAAUAAUGCUUAUUAUGAAAAUAGUAUAUUUAAUAAAAAAUAUUUAAAAUCUUGGAAAAAAGGAUGUAUGGAAUAUGAUAAUAUUGCUUAUAAAGUUGAUAACGAACUUGAUUUACAAAUGGUAUAUUUAGCGAGAGAACCUGAUACCGAUAGAUCAACCGAACCAGAUGGUCAAUCUCUCCAUUACCGACGCGGUCCAAUCCAACUCCAACCUUUCAUCCGAUCAAUUCCGAUCUACUACCCACAUGUACACAUGAUAAUCAAUAUAAAUAUCAAAGUGAUAAUACAUUGAAAGAUGUUUCGUCAUUAAUUAAAGGAGAGUAUGGAUUUAAAUUAAAAGUUGACUUAAUCGGAGGAGAUAUAGAUGAUGCAUGGCAAAAAACUCAAUUAUUUAGACAAAAAAGAACUGG